This is a messenger RNA of Salarias fasciatus (jewelled blenny), 3563 nucleotides long. Its product is annotated as ubiquitin-like modifier-activating enzyme 6. NCBI's taxonomy places the organism in Eukaryota, Metazoa, Chordata, Actinopteri, Blenniiformes, Blenniidae. Gene Ontology annotation, biological process: protein sumoylation. The transcript is spliced from 32 exons. The coding region runs from base 86 to 3163 and encodes 1025 amino acids. Gene Ontology annotation, cellular component: SUMO activating enzyme complex; cytoplasm. Gene Ontology annotation, molecular function: SUMO activating enzyme activity. The record is from RefSeq and is a predicted model, not a curated record.
CAGCCAUUCAUUCGCUCGCUGGGUAAACUGACAGGUUGAUCCAGUGUUUCAGAGAUCGUUGAAUCCCCCCCUUCCCCCUUCCAGCAUGGCUGCAGACUCGAUGGAGAUUGACGACUCUCUUUACAGCCGCCAGCGAUAUGUGCUUGGAGAUAGAGCGAUGCACCAGAUGGCCCAGUCAUCAGUCUUUCUCAGUGGAAUGGGAGGACUGGGAAUUGAAAUAGCAAAAAAUAUUGUCCUGGCUGGGGUGAAGGCAGUGACCCUCCAUGACACAAAGCAGUGUGAGACCUGGGACCUGGGCUGCAACUUCUUUAUUCGCAAAGAAGAUGUUUUAAGCCAGAGGAGGAGGGUAGAGGUGGUGUGUCCUCGUGUUGCAGAGUUAAACCCGUAUGUGCAUGUUGACAUAUCGUCCUCCGCGCUGGACGACAACACUGAUCUCAGUUUCCUCAGAAAGUAUCAGUGUGUGAUUCUGACUGAAGCCAGACUGAAUCUACAGAAGAGAGUCAACGACUUCUGCCAUUCACAGCAGCCGCCUAUUCGAUUCAUCGGCUGUGACGCAUACGGCAUUUGCGUGCGGGUGUUUUGUGAUUUUGGAGACGAGUUUGAAGUGUCAGAUCCCACAGGAGAGGAACCCAAGGAGAUCUUCAUUCAAAAUAUCACUCAGGACAAUCCUGGCGUGGUAACGUGCAUGGACAACCAGCCACACGGCCUCCAGACCGGCCAGAGUGUAAUCUUCAGAGAGGUUGGAGGCAUGGUGGAGCUUAACGGCACGACGCAACAGGUUUCAGUCCUCUCCCCCCACAGUUUUGCAAUAAGAGACACAUCUCUCCUACAACCAUAUGCACAUGGAGGGUUUUUUGUCCUGGUCAAAACCCCGAAGACGUACAGAUUUGAAACAUUAGAGCAGCAGUUGUGUGACCCUCAGGUCCUGAUUCCAGACUUCAGUAAACCAGAGGCCCCACUUCAAAUACAUGCGGCCAUGUUGGCUCUGGAGACUUUCCAGGAGCAGCACAGCAGACUUCCCAAUGUGGGGUGUUUACAGGACGCUGAUGUUCUGUUGAAGCUGACCGAGGAAGUAAAUGCAACCCUUAAAAACAAGGCUCCUGUUAAUACUGAGUUGGUCCACUGCCUGUCCAGGACAGCAAGAGGAACUCUUCCUCCGUUGGCAGCUGCUGUCGGAGGUGUAGCCAGUCAGGAAGUUCUUAAAGCCAUCACAGGGAAAUUUGCACCCCUGCAGCAGUGGCUGUAUCUUGAUGCAGUGGAGGUCGUCAGGCCACUCCAGGCUCUUGCUACAGAGGAGUUCUUCCCCAGGGGCGAUCGCUAUGAUGGAUUACGAGCUUGUAUUGGUGAAUCAAUGUGUCUUGAACUACACAAGCUUAGGGUUUUUAUGGUCGGCUGUGGUGCCAUAGGAUGUGAGAUGCUUAAAAACUUUGCCCUGCUUGGGGUGGGCUUAGCAAAGAGCUCAGGAGAGGUGUGCAUCACGGACCCAGAUCUCAUAGAAAAGUCAAACCUCAACAGGCAGUUUCUCUUCAGACCACAUCAUAUUCAGAAACCGAAAAGCACCACAGCAGCAGAGGCCACCUGUGAAAUCAACCCUGACCUGCAGGUGGAAGCUCAUCUCAACAAAGUGUGUCCGGCUACUGAAAACAUCUACAACGACUCUUUCUACUCCUCCCUCAACCUCGUGGUCACUGCUUUAGACAACGUGGAGGCACGGAGAUAUGUGGACAGCCGCUGCGUAUCCAAUCAGAGACCUCUUCUGGACUCAGGAACCAUGGGAACUAAAGGACACACUGAAAUCAUUGUGCCAAAUUUGACAGAAUCCUACAAUAGCCAUAGGGACCCGCCAGAGGAGGAGAUCCCGUUCUGCACUCUCAAGUCUUUCCCUUCUGUUAUCGAGCACACCAUCCAGUGGGCCAGAGACAAGUUUGAGAAUGCCUUUGUCCACAAGCCCUCCUUGUACAACUCCUUCUGGCAGACCCACUCUUCAGCCGAAGUCGUGUUGCAGCGCAUGCAGACUGGAGAGAGUCUGGAGGGCUCCUUCCAGGUCAUCAAGCUGCUGAGCAGGCGGCCGAGUCGGUGGGAGCAGUGCAUCACUGUCGCCCGCCUGAAAUUUGAAAAGUAUUUCAAGAGAAAGGCUCUUCAGCUGUUGCACUCAUUCCCGCUGGACACAAGGUUAAAAGACGGAAGUUUGUUUUGGCAGUCUCCAAAAAGGCCUCCCACACCUAUUGAAUUUGACUUGAAAGACUCUUUGCACUUCACGUUUAUCGUCAGCACUGCGCGGCUCUUCGCUGGCAUCUACAACAUCUCUUACACAGAAAAGGAUCUUUCCGAAGAGAUGGUGGCCAGGAUCCUGGCGACGGUCAAGAUUCCCCAGUACUCGCCGUCAGAGAAAUGUAUCGAGACGGAUGAGUCGGCGAAGAAGCCCGACCAGAUGAAGAUGCCUGUGAGCAGCGAGGAGGAGCGGGAGGCCAUCGUGCAGCUAGAGGAGGCUAUUGCUACUGACAGAGUCACACCAGAGGGCUUACAGAUGAGUCCACUCCAGUUCGAGAAGGACGACGACAGCAACGGACACAUGGACUUCGUCACGUCAGCGUCCGCUCUCAGGGCCACCAUGUACUCCAUCGAGCCGGCUGACCGACUGAAGACCAAGCGCAUCGCUGGCAAGAUCAUCCCCGCUAUCGCCACGGCAACGGCUGCCGUGGCAGGCCUGGUGGCUCUGGAGUUAAUCAAGGUGGUCGGGGGUUACGAGUUUGAAUCCUUCAAGAACUGCUUCUUCAACUUGGCCAUUCCUGUGAUCGUCCUCACCGAGCCUGCCAUCGUGAAGCGGACGCUCAUCAGGAACAACAUCUACUUCUCCAUCUGGGACUGCUGGACCAUCUUUGGCCAUGAGGACUUCACCCUCUCUGAAUUCAUGAAUGCAGUGAGGGAAAAGUAUGGGAUUGAACCCACGAUGGUGGUGCACGGUGUGAAGAUGCUUUAUGUGCCUGUGAUGCCAGGACACUCGAAGAGACUAAAGCUGACGAUGCAGAAGCUGAUCAAGCCAUCGGUGGACCGACGCUACGUUGACCUCACCGUAUCGUUCGCCCCAGAGGCAGACGGAGACGAGGACCUCCCCGGUCCCCCUGUCAGGUACUACUUCAGCCCCGGGGCCGGGACGCCCUGACACCGCCUGAGACGACGCCCUCAGGCCUCCUGUGUCCUUAUUGCCCUUCUUUCAUGUAAAUUGUCGCCCCACCCAGAAAGCUAGCGCAGGGCCGAGAGUUUUCCCUCAGGAUGUUAUAAGAUAGAGGCAAAGCUCGUGGCCCCGGCUCAAACCCCGCCCCCCCCCCCCCAACCACCACCACCUUCAUGAAGCGAGAAAGGCCCGCUGUGGCCCCACAUUCUCUUGCCUCAAAUCUAGCCAGUGGAACACAAGGCUGCUGAAGUAGCACUGUAAGUGUACCUGUGUACAUAUGUUUUCUCUGUUCUUUUUCUACUCCGGUGAAAUGCACAGCCCUGCCUGUGGCGAUGCCUUAAUUGAUUAUUAAUCUUUUUUUUUUUUUUUUUGUGGCCGUGAGUCUGAC